Messenger RNA from Daphnia carinata, 3817 nucleotides. Its product is annotated as chitin synthase chs-2-like. Bases 11 to 3787 code for a protein of 1258 amino acids. The transcript is spliced from 14 exons. Gene Ontology annotation, molecular function: chitin synthase activity. The record is from RefSeq and is a predicted model, not a curated record. NCBI's taxonomy places the organism in Eukaryota, Metazoa, Arthropoda, Branchiopoda, Diplostraca, Daphniidae. Gene Ontology annotation, cellular component: cell periphery; cell septum.
CAGUUCAAGGAUGUUGACUGUAAACGAGAAAGUCAAUUCCUACUUUAAGAAUUGUAGCAAGCUAACUGCUUGUUGCGUGACUUUCAUUGCAAUUCUGUCAACUGGAAUUGUUUCUAAGGGGGCUAUGUUCUUCAUAAUUUCGUCAAUGAGCAACGAAUGGAUGGAAUUCUCUUUAGGAGAACGACGCGAAGAUCACGAUCAUUUCCGACACGUUGAAAGAUUCGCUUGUUGGAUGUGGGCUCUAUUCUUCAGCUUUGCAGUUCCUGAAUUAUUCAGUUUCUUACAAUCGCUGCACGUUUGUCUUUCCCGUCGCGAUUGCUGGAAGCGUCCUCGUUUAAUCGAUUUUACAAUUGCUUUUUUAUUUGAAACUGCACAGGCCAUCGGAAUGGCUUUUUUACUUGGCUCCGUUUUGCCAUAUCUUUCGGUGAUACACGGUAUCAUGAUCACCAACUGCCUUCAUGCAUUACCUGCUCUAUUCAAUUUUCUAUCCCGUAAAUAUGACGAACCGAAUCGAAUGGCUAAAAUGACGGCGGAUGGGAUCGCAUUUCUUGCCCAGUUGAGUGGCUGUUUGCAUUGGACGUUUAUCCAAGGCACUACGGCCAUUUUGACUAAUAGCUACGAUUUCAGUUUCAUUCAACGUCGGCUGAUGAUGAACUGGACACUACCUGUAUCCCUGAUUCUCAUUUCUCUUGGAUGGUGGGAAAAUCACGUCGAUAAAGACGUACCUGUCGGUUUUAUCAAGUUUUUGGGUCGAAUCAAAGAAAACAUGAAAGAGACGAGACCCUUUAUUCAGAUGUUUGUUAGCCUGUGGAAAUUAUUGUUCUUUGUCGGCACGAUGCUCAUUUUUGCGCGUGUGAUUUUCAUGACGCAAGAUGAGCGUGUGUUUGAUGCUAAUCUUGAUCACUUCCUUUUGUCUAUUAAAGAUGGUUUCAUCCAGUUUGCUGAUAGUUUAACGUCAGCGAACUUGACUUCUCCAUUCUACGUAUUCGUUAUCCAAACAACUGCUUCAUUUUUAUUCUAUUGUUUUGGCACGUUUGCGUGUAAAAUUGGAGUCCAGCGUUACUGUUUUGCCCUGCCGGUGACCUUGAUUACUCCUAGUUUCAUUUGCAUGUGGGCUGUGACGCAAUUUGAUUUACUCAAUUUAUGUCACGGCUGCCUAUCGACUGGAGCGCAAUACUUCACCGGUGGCAACUAUCAGAAAACAGUUAUAAUGAUUUGUCUGGGAUUCAUUUGGUUUCUCUCCCAAAUAUGGAUCACACUUCACAUUUGGAAGCCUUGCAACACAUCUAAUGAAAUGGAAACAAUCGAUACCAAAUGGUACAAUUCGUUUGUAAUUGACCAGUCAAUGAGUUUAAGUCCUCACUAUCAAACCGAGCACUGUAGUAUAACGCGCCUAUUUGGUGUUGUGACAAUGUGGCACGAAUCGACAGAAGAAAUUCAGACCAUCCUCAAGUCCAUCUUCCUAAUGGAUAAAGACCAAUGCGAACGACGUGUUGCUUCUGACUACAACAAAGUUACCGACCCACAUCUCUAUCAUUACGAAACGCACAUCUUUUUCGACGAUGCAUUUGAAUGGAAUUCAAAGGAUGGUGUAGCAUCCAGGGUCGUCAAUAAUUUUGUGAAUGACUUCAUCGCAAUGGUUCUUAGUAUGCUCUCUACAAGCACCGAUCCACCUGCGAUUAUACCUACACCAUAUGGGGGCUGUGUUGUGUGGAUUCUUCCGGGGCAGACAAAAAUGGCAGUUCAUUUGAAAGACAAAACAAAGAUUCGUGUCAAGAAGCGAUGGAGUCAAGUGAUGUACAUUGACUACCUAAUUCGGUACGAGAUGGCGAAUUGCGUCGACUUGUCCAAUAUCUUUUUCCUGUCACUUGAUGGGGAUAUGGAUUUCCGGCCAAAAUCUGUUCACAUCCUUGUGGAUUUGAUGAACGCUCAACGUGAUGUAGGUAUCGCUUGCAACCGGUCUCAUCCUACCGGUUCCGCAGGUCCCAUUGUUUGGUAUCAAAUAUUUGAGUAUGCAACUUGUUUCUGGUUACUCAAACACAGCGAGGAUCUCUUGGGAAGUAUACUUUGCGCUCCCGGCUGUUAUUGUCUCAUACGUGCUAGUGUUUUGAUGGACGAAGAAAUAAUGAACAAAUUCACUGCACUUUCAGUGAAAGCUCAUCACAUAAUCCAACGUGAUCAAGGAGAAGAUCGAUGGCUGUGUACCUUACUCAUCAAACGGGGAUACCGACUUGCCUAUUCCGCCUCAAGUUAUGCCUCCACUCAUUGCCCGGAGACUUUCAACGAGUUUUACAAUCAACGUCGUCGAUGGGCGCUAUCUCUAUUUGCAAAUACGGCAGAUGUGCUUUUGAAUUGCAGGCAGAUUGUCAAAAUGAAUCCAAAUAUUUCAUGGCUUUACAUCGUUUUCCAGGCCUUGUUAUUAACUAUGGGCAUUUUAUGCCCGGGAUCAAUUUUUCUCGGCCUGGUCAACAUCUCUGCAACUACAUUCUUUCUCAAUCCAUGGAUUAGUCUCGCUGCUCAUUCACUUCUCAUUUUUGUUUUUAUUGUGACCUGUUUCUUAGCCCCAACUCGCGUUCAGUUGGCGGUGGCGAAAUUCCUCUCAGCUCUGUAUGCAAUCAUUUUGGCUAUCGAAGGAGUUAACUCCAUAGCUUCUAUUUGCGGAUACUAUGGCGUUGAAUCGUCUUGGACGAUGUAUAAUGUGUUCUUCCUCUCGUUGAUGUGCUGCGUAUUUCUGGCUGCCUGUCUACAUAUGAACGAAAUUCAUUGCCUUUUGGCCGGUCCCAUUUAUUUGCUGUUGACACCUUCGAUGGGCAUGUUACUCUUCUUAUAUGCCAUCGUCAACAUGAAUGUUGUGUCAUGGGGAACUCGAGAUUCCAAUUCCGCUGAAACGGCAACAGGAGAAACUGUCAAAAGGGAAACGGAAAAUCAUUCAAAUUUCGAUAAUAAAUAUAAGGAAAAAGUUAAUAGCGAUGGAUUAGUUCCGCAGAUUUCAAGUGAGAAUGACCAAACAUUCAACACGACACAUGAACUUCCAAUCAACAAUACAAGUUAUCAAUCAUGGGAGAUGGAACAAGAUGCAGAAGAUGCAGCUGUUCGCAAUGCAUCUAUUCCAGUAAUGUACAAUCAAAAUCCGUACAAAACACAGGCCUCCUUAGACUGGGAUUUGGAGACCGAAGUUAAAUUAUCGAAACAACUAUGUAACGUGAAAUGUUUGUCGGAAGACGAAAAUAGUUACUGGAACAGUGUAAUUGCAGAGAAGCUAUUUCCCGUUGUGGAUAGCAACCAAGAACAUAAGGAAAGGAUCUCAAUAGAUUUAAAUCGAUUACGGAAUUUGUCCUGCACAUGCGUUAUUUCGCUCAAUUUCCUUUUCGUUGCAUUGAUAUUUGGGAUGCAAGUGAAUACCGACAUCUCAAUUUCACAAGGAUUAAACAACACAAACAGUUCUAGCCAAAACGACACGUUCGAGUUAACUAAAUUCAAGGAUGAAUGGGGGUUGCAAACAAAUCCAAUGCAUAUUGUUCUGGUUGUCUUAGCCGGUCUUAUGGUCGCCAUUCAAUUUGUCGCCCUCUUGGUUUCUAGAACGAAAAAUGUAAUCCGAUUGUUGUCAUCUGUAGAGCUCAACUUCUUCCGAAAGAAUCCAGCGAGUAUCGUUAGCGCCAACGGGAAGCCACAUUCGAACCACGUGGUUUUAAUUCGCUUCGAUCCUGCUGCUAAUCAUAAAGAAAAAAAUUCAGACUCGAAUCACCACACAGAUUUGAGCCAAAUGAGCAUAAUUUCACAGUUUUAAACAUUUUACGGAUCCUAUCGCUGACAGACG